AUGACUAGGGGGAGGAAUGCCCAGCAGCAGAAAAAUGCAGGGGAUGGGCCUUCUACAACAGAGGGCAGAAGAUGCCAGUGGGCAGGUAAAGUGGAGUGGGAACGUUGGACUGAUAUAGGAAGAUACACAAAAGGGGAAGGAGCCACCAGUGGCGACCGAUUGGAAAUUCUUCGGAGGUUUAGAGGAGAGCAAACUGCACCCAGACCUCCUUCUUGGGUCUCACCUCUGCAUGCUCCAGAGCAAGUAAACUCCCCCUCUGCUGCUGACAGAGCAUGUCCCCAGUCACAGUCUCAGGAGUCGCUAGAGCUCCGGGUUAUACCCAAAACCAUGAGAGUAACCAACCAUACUAGACAAUCAGAUUUUGACCUAGUGGGAUUCUUCAGUCAAUUCAAGUACCCAGCUCUUCUUUGUUUGGUCAUUUUAUAGUUUUCCUGAUGGCCUUGGAACACCAUCCUGAUCUUUUUGAUACACUGUGAUACUCACCUUCAUAACCCCAUGUACUUUUUUAUUGCCCAGUUAUUGCUCAUGGAUGUGAUGUACAUUUCUGUUACUCUGCCCAAGAUGCUCAUGGACCAGGCCAUGGGUGUGAAACAGAUCUCAGUCCCUGAAUGUGGGAUGCAGAUGUUUCUCUAUCUGACACUAGGAGGCUCAGAAUUUUUCCUUCUAGCUGCCAUGGCCUAUGACUGCUAUGUGGCCAUCUGCCAUCCACUCCAUUAUCCUAUCCUCAUGAACCAUAGGGUGAGUCUCCUCUUGGUGUCUUCUUCCUGGUUUAUAGGAUCUGUGGAUAGAUUUGUGUUGACACCCAUCACCCUGACCUUUCCCUUCUGUACAUCCUGGGAAAUCUAUAAUUUCUUCUGUGAGGUCCCUGCUGUAAUGAAGCUUUCCUGCUCAGACACUUCCCUCUACGAGACCCUCAAGUACCUGGGCUGUGUUCUCAUGCUCCUCAUCCCUCUGACAAUCAUUUCAAGCUCCUAUUCUUUCAUCCUCUUCACCAUCCACAGGAUGAACUCAGCAGAGGGAUGGAAGAAGGCCUUUACCACUUGUUCUUCCCACAUGAUGGUGGUCAUCCUUUUCUAUGGUGCUUCCAUGUAUACCUACAUGCUUCCCACCUCCUAUCACACCCCUGAGAAGGACAUGAUUGUAUCUGUCUUUUAUACCAUACUCACUCUUGUUCUAAAUACUUUAAUUUAUAGUCUUAGGAAUAAGGAUGUAACAAGGGCUCUAAAAAAUGUUGAAUGUGGAUCAAUCUUUUAG
Messenger RNA from Lutra lutra (Eurasian river otter), 1254 nucleotides. Its product is annotated as olfactory receptor 2T29-like. NCBI's taxonomy places the organism in Eukaryota, Metazoa, Chordata, Mammalia, Carnivora, Mustelidae. Gene Ontology annotation, biological process: G protein-coupled receptor signaling pathway. Gene Ontology annotation, molecular function: olfactory receptor activity; G protein-coupled receptor activity. Gene Ontology annotation, cellular component: membrane. The transcript has 5 exons. The record is from RefSeq and is a predicted model, not a curated record.